UCUCUCAUUCUUUCCCUCUGCUCCCUUUAUUGUCAAAUAAACAGAGCUCUCUCAAAUCUCCACAUGGGCUCACUCAUGGUCAGAGCUGAAACGGACACUUGUUCUGGGGAGUCUAGGGGAUCUAGACUUUUAUUUUACCUAAAAAGGCACCAGAUGAAUCCCAACUGAGGCUUAAAUGGAAGCAUAACACCACAGACUACUGACGUGAAGCCAUCAUAAUCAGUGCAAUGGAGAAGCCUUUUGUUCCAGAGGUCAAGUUCAGGCUGGACAAGGGCACAGCCCAUCCUGCACCCAGCACCCCGGCCAGAGGACAGUGGUCAAGCAAAGUUGAGUUCCUCUUGGCUGUUGCAGGACAGAUCAUAGGCCUAGGAAAUGUGUGGAGGUUUCCUUACCUGUGCUACAAAAAUGGAGGAGGGGUGUUCUUCAUCCCUUAUGUGCUCUUCCUCUUUACAUGCGGCAUUCCCCUGUUUCUCCUCGAGACGGCUCUCGGCCAGUACACCAAACAGGGAAGUAUAACCUGCUGGAAGAAAAUUUGUCCCCUUUUUGAAGGGAUGGGCUAUGGCAAUCAGGUGGUUGUUUUGUACUCCAGUAUCUAUUACAUCAUUAUACUGGCAUGGGCUUUCCUGUAUCUCUUCUUCUCUUUCCACUCUGAACUCCCCUGGGCGAGUUGCAGAAAUAGCUGGAACACAAACACUUGCAUAGAGUUUGAUCGAAGGGCUCAUUCUUUGAACUGGACUGUAGCCGAAAAUGCAACUUCACCAGUGAGAGAGUUUUGGGAGAGAAGAAUUUUGAAGGUCACAGGAAGUGUGGAUGAGUUAGGCAGCAUACAUUGGGAGCUGGCUCUGUGUCUUCUGUUGUCCUGGAUCAUCUGUUACUUUUGUAUCUGGAAAGGAGUAAAGUCAACUGGAAAGGUAGUUUACUUUACAGCAACAUUUCCAUAUGUGAUGCUGGUGGUGUUGCUUGUUCGUGGACUCACGUUGCCCGGGGCCUUAGAUGGGAUCAAGUUCUACCUCUACCCAGAUCCAUCCCGCCUCACUGACCCACAGGUGUGGAUGGAUGCUGGCACACAAAUCUUUUACUCUUAUGCUAUUUGCAUUGGGUGUCUAACUGCCCUUGGCAGUUAUAAUAAAUACAACAAUAACUGUUACAAGGAUUGUGUGUACUUGUGCCUUCUGAAUAGUGGGACCAGCUUUGUAGCUGGUUUUGCCAUAUUCUCUGUACUUGGAUUCAUGGCAUAUGAGCAGAACACAGACAUAUCAAAAGUGGCAGAGUCAGGUCCUGGCUUGGCAUUCAUUGCCUACCCUCGAGCAGUCGCCAUGAUGCCUUUGCCUCAGCUCUGGGCGAUAUUCUUUUUUAUUAUGAUCAUCCUACUGGGACUGGACAGUGAGUUUGUAGGUCUGGAAGCUCUAACAACAGCAAUUUCUGACGUGAAUCCUUCCUUCUUUCACGUCGGCCAUCGACGGAAAAUACUUCUACUUGUCAUCAGCAUUUCUUGUUUCUCCAUUGGCCUCGUGAUGGUUACAGAAGGUGGACUGUACAUCUUCCAGCUGUUUGACUACUACGCCUGCAGUGGGAUGACUCUACUUCUUUUUGCCAUACUGCAGUCUGUGUGUGUUGGAUGGGUGUAUGGUGCAGACCGGUUUUAUGACAACGUUGAGGACAUGAUUGGAUACAGGCCUUUUCCUCUGAUUAAGUAUUGUUUGAAAUAUGUCACUCCAGUAGUAUGCAUGGGUACUUUCAUUUUCUCCUUGGUCAAAUACACUCCUCUGAAGUUUAACAACACAACGCCGUAUCCAUGGUGGGGUUAUGCUCUUGGGUGGUGGUUCACUCUCUCCUCUACACUCAUGGUUCCAUUAUGGAUGGUGUACAAUGUCAGCAUCACCCCCGGUACACUACGGCAGAGAAUCUCCAUAUUAUGUACUCCAGCUGAAGACCUUCCUAUGGAAAAAUUGGAGAAGAAAACUGUUGAACUGUUCAGCUUGACCUCAUCUCCUGACCCUAAAGAAAAGCUGGAGCAGUUUCAGAUAUACUAAACACUGAUCAGCAAUCACUGCACUAAAGGAAUGUGAAGUGAUUUUUGUAUUUUAUGUUUUUAAAUGUCAGAAAAUAGUGACACCUUAGGGGACAUCUAAAGAUCAACAACAGACAUUCGACUUACAACAAUAUACAACAAUCAAAACCGGCAAACCGUCGCCUUUCAAAAUCUACAAGUCACACAGGUACUUCAAUCUACAGCAGAUUUGUCUAUAAGCUAACUGAUUGAUCUCUUACUCACUUGUUUCAGCUACUAGCAAUUGGACCUGAACUUUUAUCUUCAAGAGCCAAAGGUCAUGAAUGAACAUCCACACUCAAAUUCAAAUGGAUAUUUGAUAUUUUAAAUAGUUACUUAUGUGAAGAAAAAGUGUAGAGUCUAUAUGAGUUUUUUGUUUUUCUUUAGUUUGAACUAGAAACGCGUGCCAAAAAAGCCAUACAGAUUGAAUACUUGAGUCACUUUUAGGUCACUGUGAAACAUAAAUUCAAUUUAAAAUUGUCAGUGUAAAUCAUAAAUAAAUUAGUUAGCAGCAGUUACCUGAAAGAAGAAUCCAGCCUUAGACACUGCGUGCACCUGAGCCGACUGAGCCACCAUUCUGUGACCCGCUCUACAACAUUUACAGAGCUCUCUGCUAAUGUAAAUAAAGUAAUCUACGGCUCCCGCAGGUAUAGAACGGCUCACUUGUGUUUGUGGGUUUGAUACAACAAAAUGGAAAUGUCAGUGAGUUGUAUUGUCAUAAUGGAAGCACAAAAGAGAAACGUCAGAAUCAGAAAAAAGAUAUUUUUAAGAGUUACAUAGAUAUAUUUUUAAUGAAGUCUCAAUUUUGAGCUUUUACAGUUUUUAUACAACACUGCUUUUAUAGAACAAAUCAGUUAUCACGUUUGCCGGUUGAUGUUUGUAUUAUUUUGUAUCGUUUUUUUUUUACAUCAUAUAUGAUUGAAAUUUGUGGCAAAAGUUCAGUUUAUAACAUAAAAAUGCUGUGAUAUGAUAUUUUUCCUUGUCUGUUUUCAAAAGAUUUCAGAAAAUGUGUGACUGUUUUAAAUUGAAAUGGUCACAUUUUUUAUUUCCUCUUGCACAGUACAUCAUAAAAAACCAGUGAGCUUAAUGUUAGUGCUAAUCAAAAUGUUAGUGUAUAUAGGAUCUGUGCAUAAUUUAAUUUGGUGUUUUAAAUCAUUCUUUCUUAAUCAUUCUUUAUAUAUUAUCUAGAAAUGAGGCAAUCAAGUAUUAACGCGAUUAAGUAUUAAUGGGUGUCAUGGAUUUUUCAAACAUUCAGUAAAGAUCACUUACCACUUUGUUUUUGUCUUGGAGAAAAGUUUCAUUAUAAUUUCUGACCUUUUUUUUUUCUAGACCAUGAAAAUCAGUAAUUUACAUAAUAAAAGUGUUGAAUCAUUAUUAGUAAUUUGGCAAAAACUGAUUUCUUUUGUGAACACUACACCACAUUAAAGGAGUUACAGUGCAUAAACUGUCACAUCCUUGAAUGCACCAAAACACGUUCUCAAACAAAGAUGUAAUACCACACAUCUAGUCUGUCGGCUUUUGAUCUGAUCACAUGGUUUUCCUCAGCAGAUGGUAUUUGUCUGAUUGUUGUGAAAUUGUAGAUCUGGAAUUUUCCAUGUUUAUUGAGCAUCUUUUCAACCGUGUUACAACUGAUACUCAAAGUUCAUUCUUGGCCUUGGAAACAAUAGCCGAGAAACCUCACUAAAAGGUUUAUUUAGUUCCCAUAUCGUACAGUAUGAGUUUCAAUCUUCUGUCUGCACACAAAAACAAACUAUAUAUAGUCAGUUUGCAGCUGCAGAUUUUUUGUGGCAGCAAUGAACCCAUCAUCACCAUAUAUCAAAGUUUCCUGUACUUUUGUAAAGGUUGUACCACUCAAACAGGGCUGGGAAUUUAAUUCAGACCCAGUGUUCCUUUAAAGAUUCCUCGUCCCUGGUGACAGAUUAGUAUAACCCAAAGCUUUGGAGUAACUGCCAACCAAACUGUAGUGAGACUGUUUUGUCAACUGGUCAAGAAUGAACUUUGAAUCUUAGAUUAACCAAUUUUGACAAAAAUAAAGAGGAUAAAUAAUAAAGUGGCUAUAUUAAUGUUUCAGUAAUAAUGUAUGAAAUUACUAAAACAAAAUAAUAAUGUGAAAGGUAAUGCUCUAAGUGAUGAACCUACAGAAAUUUAGCAACAGUUUCAGCUCAUUGUUUGUCUGGCCCUCAACUUUAUUAUUACUUGUUUUCAUUGAAAACCUGCUUUGUAUUACCUGCUCAGAACCAAAGAGCAGAAAAAGUGACUAACUGUAUUAUAUAGUAAAGCAUGUAGCAGCUUCAGGAGUUGGUAGAGACCAAAAGUUGUGCUCACAGCAUGCAUAUAAAGGAAACAACAAAAAUCAGUUAUUGCAGGUUUGAAAAUAAUGUGGUGAACGAUAACUGACUUGAGUAUAAAUGAGCAACUUUGAUUCACAUUGAUGAUCUGUGUCUUGAAAGACAAAGACAAAGCUGAAAUUCAUAUAAUCUGUUGUAAAUAAGGUUCAGACAAUUAACUGUGAUGUUUCCUCAAACUAUUUUAGCAUUACAUAAAGUUAAACUUUACCAUAAUUUUCCCAUUUGUAUGGCACUACUGCUAUCUUAAUGUCAAUGUCGUGUUGUGAAGAAUGACACCUUUCUUUAAAAUGCAACUCUUGGAUUUAUUUAAUGCUUUUAAAGUGCAAAAAAAUAAAAAAUAAAAUAUAUAAAGAAGACAUGAACAAAGGUACCCUAUGUAUUUUUCUUUGUCUGAAAAUAUUUCUUUUGCAUAAAUGCCCAAACACUGAUCAUAAUUUUCUUUACAGGGUGAAAAUCUUUUGUAUACAUGUAAACAUUUUGUAUGACAUAACACUUCAGUUUCUAAUAAAGUCAAUCUCAUGUGCCACAGCUGUAUUUAACCCUGUUUCUUUAUGUCAAAAUUGUCAAAAUGUAAUGUGCAGUUAUCGAUGAUAUGGGUGGCAAGAGGCCUGGAAAUCUGUUCGUAGUUGACAGUGGGGGGAUAAAUAUUCUGUAUAUUCUUAAACACAAUUUAUAACCGCUAGAAAAAAGUACUUCAUGCUCAUUUCCACUGUAAAAAAUGUUGAAUUAUUGAUUGAUUAGAGCCAGCAGUACUUAAAAACAUUUAGCAAUAAGCUGUUUAAAAACCUUGCUAACAUACAACAAUAUAUAUUAACACACACACACACAUACACACUGUUGAUUUUUUUUUUUUUACACAAAAUAUUUAAGACAGCUAAGGUUUUCAUUCUGAACCAACCAAUGUUUAUAAAACAUUUUUUGUCAGGACUUCAUCCUGACUUUUCAUGAAAAGAUAACAGUGUUGGCUUGACAGUCACCAAAGUGCAUCAUUGUCUACUAUCUACUAACAUUCAUACAUUUAACAAAAAAAAAAAAAAAAA
Molecule: messenger RNA, 5438 nt
Organism: Larimichthys crocea (large yellow croaker)
Lineage: Eukaryota; Metazoa; Chordata; Actinopteri; Sciaenidae
Product: sodium- and chloride-dependent GABA transporter 2
Exons: 15
Coding region: 228-2033 (601 amino acids)
Biological process (GO): amino acid transport; sodium ion transmembrane transport; nitrogen compound transport
Cellular component (GO): cell projection; plasma membrane
Molecular function (GO): gamma-aminobutyric acid:sodium:chloride symporter activity
Source: RefSeq, a predicted model, not a curated record